AUGGCAACCACCACCGCCGUUUCCCGUUUCCACGAACACUUUUCCAUUCGCAGUACUCGCAGCACCAUCACCAUCAACAGCGAAAUCUCUUCUCCUUCUUCUUCUCCUUCUCCUUCUCCUUCAUCGGACGACAUCUUCAAAGCUCCUUCUCUCAAUGCUGCCGAGUAUGAAGAGGACCAUCAUCAUCAGCAGCAGCAGCAGCAGAACAAUACCAAAUCUCCAACCACCACAGGAUUAGGUUUCUUACCAUUUGCCGCCGUGAUGAAAAAAGCUGCUUCUAGAGGACCACUGGACUGGAAAAAGAAAUCUAAUAACAAAGAUGUGCAGAUCACUGACUCGCCUUCUUCUUUCCCCAAGAACCUCCAUCAUCUGGAAACACCCAGUUUGGGAGCCUCUUCAUUGGGAAUUUCUUGUCUCCCUGACACAAUUUUUGAGGUUGGGGAUUCGGAUUCUGAUGAUUUUGAGGGUUCUUCGGUGGCGACGUGGGAUUAUCCUAUUCCUGUUGAUGAAGUGGGGAUGGGACAUGAUCAUGAUGAGGAGGGCUGGAGGGGUGGGGAAGUUGGAGGCAAUGAUGGGAAUUGGGAGAGGGUGAUUGUGAUUGAAGAGGCGGUGGGGGGAGAAAGAGAAGAUGAAGAAGAAGGUGGUGGUUGGGAUGAUGAGAGGAGGAAUCGAGAGUAUCAGGGGACGAGAUUGAGUGAUGUUGUGGAGGUGACGGAGUUGAGUGAGAUUUUGGGUGUGCCCGCGCCAAUGCCGAUGCUGGGAGCAGGAGCAGGGGGAAGUGGAAGUGGAAGUGAAAUGGUUGUUAGGGAUUGGUCUUCUUCUUCUGGGGAGAGUGAAAGUGAAGGUGAGGAGGAGGAAGGGGUGGAAGGAGGAGGAGAGGAUGAAGUGAAGAGAUCGGAUAUGGAUGAGCGCAAGACUAUGUCAGAAGUCCUUAUUUUCAUAAGUUGA
Molecule: messenger RNA, 948 nt
Organism: Sphaerulina musiva SO2202
Lineage: Eukaryota; Fungi; Ascomycota; Dothideomycetes; Mycosphaerellales; Mycosphaerellaceae
Exons: 3
Coding region: 1-948 (315 amino acids)
Source: RefSeq, a predicted model, not a curated record